Molecule: messenger RNA, 1333 nt
Organism: Aspergillus homomorphus CBS 101889
Lineage: Eukaryota; Fungi; Ascomycota; Eurotiomycetes; Eurotiales; Aspergillaceae
Product: heme-dependent oxidative N-demethylase family protein
Exons: 5
Coding region: 62-1303 (413 amino acids)
Source: RefSeq, a predicted model, not a curated record
CUCUCUUCUUUCUAGCUAGUACUACUAGGAUUACUGGUAUAAGUACCCAGGGAUCUGAAUAAUGGACCUACUGACGUCAAGCUUUGACGCCAGCAUCCUCUAUGUCGAACAGCAUCCCCUCUCAAUAGUCUUUCUUGUACUUACUCUUUGGCUUUUCGGCCGAUUCAUACAAAGCCGGCGGAUUUCUGCGGAAGAUGUCAUCUGUGAACCAGAGAAAGAUGCAUACCCACCCAUUGAGCCUCUACGCUCUUUCGACUGGGAGACAACCGAGCCAAUGCAAUUUCGUCCUUUCAAGGCGAAGUAUCACCUUACCAUGGCGCUCUCGACGCUCGACAUCUCGACCCUCAUCCCCAUCGAUAAAACCUACAAAGCCCGCCUCGCCUACCGCCAGUCCCUGCUCAGCCGAUACCCCUCCGUCGUCAUCGGCGUCACGCCCGCCGCCGAACGACAAGGCAGCCUCGCUCACGCGGCCGUGCGCGAACUCUACGAGUUCGUUCUGAGUGUAUACCUUCCCACGAGGUACCCUGGGGUUUUUGAUCUCCAAGUACAUGCGUUACCCAAAAAAGAGACUAAACCCCGAUACCUCCUCAACAGAAUCACCAACCGUCUCAUCCCAGCAAGAUCCCCCAGCUCGACGCGCGAAGCCCUCGAGACGCUCGGCACGGUCGUGGACGAGGAUUUCCUCGUCUUAUUGCCUAUCUCGCGGAUUGAGUCUCCAGCUGUUGGUGGUUCCGAUGGGGAAAAGAAGGAGGAAGAGGAAGAGGAAGAAGGCGAGUACACCCUGCAAGCGUAUACGACCUUCUACCCGGCUGGGUUCGACACGCGGGAGAAGCUCGGCCGCACGCUAUCCGCCAUCCAUGAUCCCGUGCCGCGGUACAAGGAGAAGUUAGAGAAGAGCAUGGAUCGGUUCUUUGCGAAGUUGGAGAUCGGGCGUUGCGUGCAGCGCGUGAAUUGGAGCGUCACCACGGGGACGGAGCUGUUUGCUGCGUUUGGGGGCGUUCAUGGGGAUGUUAAAGGGGAGGGGGAGGGGAGGAAGGAGGGGACGUUCCUGCGCUGCGAGCGCCAGACGCUGCAUCGACUUCCCCAGACCAGGGCGUUAGUGUUCACCUUCCAUACGUACACAUAUCCCAUCCAGACGAUCAAAGAGGAAGGUCUUGGUGAGGAACUGGCGCAGGCGAUCGACGGGUUGAAGGAGGGCAGUGUGCCGGAGAUGUGGUGGUAUAAGAGAGGGGCGGCUUGGGGUGAUGCAGUCAAGGCGUAUCUUCGAGGUAAGCCCAACAGCGAUGAUAUAGGAGCCUCCUAAUGUUGAAUCUACGCCUGUCUUGGUUAGUCC